Lepisosteus oculatus (spotted gar) is the source of this 1060-nucleotide messenger RNA. The record is from RefSeq and is a predicted model, not a curated record. NCBI's taxonomy places the organism in Eukaryota, Metazoa, Chordata, Actinopteri, Semionotiformes, Lepisosteidae.
CUAAACGACACUUUCGGCACGGGGGCAGUCGGCUGCUGGGUCCUGGAGAGCCAGCGCUCUGACGACAGCUCCUACACGGACCUUACACGUCAGCCUUAAAUCACCAGUUUGCGCAAAGGCCUGUUACAUGUGGCCCCAUUUAUUAAGGAACGGACAACCGUGGUCACUGAAAUCUGGCUGUCCCUUCUCAAAUGAUCCUUAAACCAGACACAUCACCCGCUCCACUCCGGCCAUGAAAUUAGUUUGUUUUAUUUUUUAAAAACCUGACGAUUUAAAGAUCAUCUUAAUUAUCUCCGGGUCCUAUGACCCAGUGGCGUGAUGCUGAAAGACUGAAACAGAUCGUAAUAAGGAUCAUCGAAAACUGUUUAAGAAUUCAGUCCGGUUGCGUCCAAAAAACUUGAACGGUGACUUCGGUGGCGGUUCAUUAAAUAACUCGAUAAAAAAAAACAGCGCCCUGUUUUGGAGAAGCCCCGGCUGACGGGGCUGAACUCAGACGAUCAGACGAAUAAUUUCGUUGUUUUUGUUCCACGCACGGCCGCCGGUGAGGGAGGCGCUUCGCUCUGAUUUCUCCGCGCUGAUGGGCUCAGGUGCGCUGUUGCUAUAUAACGGGCUCACCAGACACCUGCGCCCAAAGGUUUCCUGACGUUUGCGAGUUCAGGGCUGCUGCGCUUGUGUGGGUAUCGAUAAUCGUCACCAGUCCAGGAUGGUUUCCCAGCUGGAGAGCGCGAUGGAGAACCUCAUCCGGGUCUUCCACAAGUACUCGGGCAAGGAGGGAGACAAGUACAAGCUCAGCAAGGCCGAGCUGAAGAGCCUGCUGCAGGGGGAGCUCAGCGACUUCCUGGCGGCCAGUAAGGACCCCAUGGUGGUGGACAAGAUCAUGAAGGACCUGGACGAGAACCGGGACGGCGAGGUGGACUUCCAGGAGUUCGUGGUCCUGGUGGCCGCGCUGACCGUGGCCUGCAAUGAGUUCUUCGAGGAGGGCCUGAGGAAGAAAUGAGCCUCUCGGGGCCCCCUGGCCUCCAGUCUGUGCCUUUCCUCUAAUAAAUGACAUAACCUUCCA